Messenger RNA from Moneuplotes crassus, 895 nucleotides. Lineage: Eukaryota; Ciliophora; Spirotrichea; Euplotida; Euplotidae. The record is from the annotation of a GenBank genome assembly.
GGAAAGAGAAAUGUUAUUAAGCAAUCUUAUGCCAAAAAGAGAGAAAGCAUGUCCUCUUGGCUUAAUAAAAAGGUCAAGAAAAGGGCUUGAGAAUAAUUUUUCCAAAAGAAAUAUUGACCAGAGAACAUGAUUACAUCUGAUUAAUAAAUAUGACCUUAAACAGCCUGUUGAGUUUAGAAAUUUGUUAUUAACCCUAGACAUUGCUAAUCUAGAGAGCAUCAAUUUUAUAAAAGAGGUUAAAAUACUUAAGAAUUUCAAGAUCAGGAAUCUGUCUGGUGUUAUUAUUAAUCAUAUCCCUAGUAGGAAAUCAGAUGCAGUUGUAGAUUUGCUCGAGAGUCUUUCUCAGCAAAAACUCACUAAGCUGAUGUUCGAUCAUUACAGCUAUUGAAAAAUUAAAUAACUUUAACUCGUAUGCUAAAAGUUUUUGAAAAGUUGCUCCAAGAGUCACCGGCAUGAUAUCGAUUACAAGGUGUGUAAUCAACCAGAGCAACUUCAACUCCUUGAUCCUGGCAUCAACUAAUGUUGAGCAGUUGAAGCUUGCAAGAUGUACCAUUGACAGUUACGGAAUUAAAAAAAGAAUUCCAAGAAAUUAUACAUUAAAAAUAAUCACAUUUAUUGAAUGAGGAAAUAAAAAGUUUAGCGAUUGGGACUCAAAUCAGAAAUAAAUUUGAAGGAAUCCUCCAAACUAUUUGUCGGACAGGGGCUAAUAGAAAGCUUCAAAAAAUAGAGCUCUGCGAUAAUAUUAUCUCUGUGUCAAAGAUGCAUAAAAUCUGCAGUAAUUAUAACCUUCCUAGAGUCAAGUUUGAAAUUCUUGAUGAAGAGUUACAGACCUAUACAUCCUUCACCACUCCCGAUCUUGUUUAAAUAUUUCUUAAUGGUGUUAAUUCAAUUUUAC